AUGCAGAGCUAUUUCCAGCACGGAGGCUACAGUACCUGGAUGGUCGCUCAUUCAACCCUCAUGAUCCUCGCGUGGGCGUUCGUGAUGCCUUUGGCGAUCAUGCUGAGCAUCGCUCGCUCGCGGUGGCAUCUCCCUGCUCAAGGGUUAUUUCACACGAUCAACGGAUUGGGUGUGCUCACCGGUUUCGUCUUCAAUCACGCUACGCCGGAUCUUUACGAGGGCAAUGCCCACCACCCGCUCGGCUGGGUGUUGACUUGGUUCACGGUGGCUUGGACGGUCAUGUCGGUGUACACGGCGUUGGGUGCGCGCGCGGGGAAAGAGCAUAGUCCCACGCAAAUGGGAAGAGAGGCGCCUGCAUCGAACGCGGCGCAGCAUGGAUACUUCUCGCAAUACAACGACGAUGUCUCGCCGACACGCAUGUCGCGAGACUCGGGCUUGGGCAAUUCCCGGCAGAACUCGCAAGAUUCCAUUCUUCAGAAGAAAGAGCAGACCUCUCCGUUGUACCCACUCGCCGAAGAUGUGGACCUUGAUGAUGAGGAGAAAUACGCUGCGCCCGAGACGCGCGGGUUUCUGGGUCUCGGCCGUGCACAGGUCAGCGACUCGGGUCUUUUGCGAAAGUCUACUCAGCGUCUUACAACGAUUGCGAGGACGGUUCAAGUCAUUCUGGAGAAGACCAUGCUCUUGCUGGGCUUCACAGCCAUCGCCACUGGCUUCGUCGUCUACGGUGGCAUUUUCCGGGACCUCCAGGUCUUAUCCGGGCUGGCCCACUAUAUCAAGGGCGCUAUUUUCUUCUUCUACGGGCUUCUGACUCUUGGAAGAUGGAUGGGAGCCUUUGCCGAGUUCGGAUGGGCGUGGAAUCUGAGACCAAGCCAUCCCGCAGUGGCGAAAUGGAAGGCGCGAAUUCCUUCGGCCGAGUUCGUCGAGUCGUUCGUCAUUUGGCUGUAUGGCGUCAGCAAUGUCUUCCUCGAGCGACUUGGGAGCGACGAUUCGAGUUGGUCGCCGCAGCAAUUGGAGCAUGUCAGCAUCACGGUUUUGUUCUUCGGUGGUGGCUUGUUCGGGAUGAUGAUCGAAUCCUCAUGGGCUAAGGAGUUGAUGAGCGCAACUGUCUUCCAUCAAAAAGACCGGAGCGCCGAGCGGGAGCAAUGGGAGCAGCCUCACUCUUACCGCGUCUCGAUGAACCCCAUGCCAGCGUUGACAAUCAUGUUAUUAGGCAUGAUGAUGUCGUCGCAUCACCAGGCGAGCAUGGUCAGCACAAUGUUACACUCACAAUGGGGCGGGCUCUUUUCGGCAUUUGCCAUGGCCAGAGGUGUCACAUAUGUCAGCAUGUACCUCAAACCUCCCACUUCCCAUUUCGCCGGUCGACCGCCGAGCGAGAUUGUCGCGGCAUGGUGUUUGACUUCCGGAGGAUUGAUCUUCAUGAACAGCGCGUCAGAUAGUGUCUGGUCGAUCGAAUCGAGUGGUCUCGAUGCGAUGACCGUCUUCACCAUCACCAUGGGCGUGACAGGUAUCCUCUUGGCGUGGGAAGUCAUCGUCUUUGCCAUCAAGGGCUGGGCGGUUCGAAAGGAGGGCGGUAAGCUCUGA
Molecule: messenger RNA, 1581 nt
Organism: Dissoconium aciculare CBS 342.82
Lineage: Eukaryota; Fungi; Ascomycota; Dothideomycetes; Mycosphaerellales; Dissoconiaceae
Exons: 2
Coding region: 1-1581 (526 amino acids)
Source: RefSeq, a predicted model, not a curated record